GUUUCAAACUCAUGAAGAAGUGAGAAACGUCAACAAACAGACUUGUUGAAGUAGCCGGUGUUGUUUUCUCUUAACAGUUAAAGCCAGUAAAGUGUCUUUACCUUGUUAAGGAUGGACGAGGAAGUACUGACUACUCUGAAAAUAUUAAUUAUUGGAGAAAGUGGAGUUGGGAAGUCCAGUCUUCUGUUGAGGUUUACAGAUGACAUGUUUGAUCCAGAACUUGGAGCAACAAUUGGUGUAGAUUUCAAAGUGAAGACCAUUGCUGUGGAUGGGAACCAGACAAAGUUAGCAAUUUGGGACACAGCGGGUCAGGAGCGUUUUCGGACCUUAACACCCAGUUACUACAGAGGAGCCCAAGGUGUUAUACUGGUGUAUGAUGUCACAAGACGAGAGACGUUUACCAAACUGAGCACCUGGUUGAACGAAUUGGAGACGUACUGCACGCGAAAUGAGCUUGUCAAGAUGCUUGUGGGAAAUAAAAUUGAUAAGGAGGACCGUGAGGUGGACCGAAAUGAAGGCCUGAAGUUUGCUAGAAAACAUUCCAUGCUUUUUAUAGAGGCCAGUGCUAAGACGCGGGACGGUGUUGAGUGUGCCUUCGAAGAGCUGGUGGAGAAGAUUUUGCAGACUCCAGGGCUGUGGGAGAGUGAAAGAAAGACUGGAGUGUACCUGUCUGAACAGGCUACACAGCCUACAUCAGGGGGCUGUUACUGCUAACUGCUCUAACUCACUGACACACAUAGACAAACAUAAUCAUAGCAGGUCAGACAGGCUCACAGGCAGAUGCACAAAACAGGUAUGAGUAUUCACCUGUGUACACAUACUAUGCAUUUUGACCACUUGAAUUGUUUUAUAGUUUGCUCUGUCUGUGAUUGGCUCAGGGCAGUCCUUGUCAGCACACAUGCAUAACAGCACUGACAGAGUCUACAUGUGCCUUCUGUUGUUAUGGUAACUGGUGGUAAACAGUGAAGUGUGGGUGGCUAAUUUUUUGCGUGACAAAAUGAAACCAUAAAACUGUGAAUCCUUUCACAGACAAGGCCACUCUCUAUAACGGUGGAAAAAAUGUUAGUUGAUGUACCUAGGACCAUUAUAUGCACUACAGUGUGUGUUUUUCAGAGUGUUUGCCCUCUUAGUUUGUGUUUCUCAUUUAUUGAGUGCAAAACACUCAUCAGUAGAUAUCAGUCUCACACACUGCUUGAAGACCAAGUGGUGUAGGGUGUAGAGUAGGCUAAAUCUAUUCUCAAGUGAAAGUAUAGUCAGUUUGGAGAAAUAAUGACUCGUAACAAGUAAAAGUACCUAUUCAAAAACUUAAGUAGAAGUGCAAAAGUAACUUAUAGAAGUGCAUUGAAACUUCUUAGUACAUCAGCAUAGGAACUGAUUCUUUUUAGGCUGUGCUUUUCUCUUUUUGGGAUCCUUUUGGUCUAAAAUAAAUUAUUGUAUUUUAUUAAAAUGUUACUUGAGUACAGACAUUUGCAAGUUUGAACACCCCUGGUCAAAUGACAUGUUAACACAUCUUCUACAGUGAAUAAACUGAAGUUUGGUCGCUGUAGAGUAUAUAUACUUACUUUUGCAUUUUUUUUCUAUCUUGCACAGCUUUGGUUUCAGAAUAGUGGUGUCACUAUCAUGUUGGACAUCCACUUUACUGGUUUUAUCAACUUGGCCUGGCUUCUUAAAAACAUGAAGUUGAAGGGUUUGUAAAUCAAGCAGACUGACACAACUGAUUUAUACUGUGUAUGUUUUAUAAGAAAAAAAAGAUAGUAGAAGGAAAAUAUGACUGCCAGUUUAUCUCUACCUUAAGUAUUCAUCCAGGCCUUCUUGAAUACUGAAUUUGUGACCAGUUUUUCCUUGAGGUUGAUGCUGUUUUUGGUCAGAGUUUGGCAGAAUUGGUGUUUUCAGAUGGUCUUAUUUUUACUAUGUACUGGGAUAUUGUUCCAAGUGUACCAGUUUUGUAGUCACGGUUGUGGAAAUGGAAGACAGAAUCCAGUGUCAGCCUCAACUGUGGUCUAUCCGAGGACGCUGUAUGUGUGUAGAUUUGUGAGAAACACUCGUGUGUAUUUGAAGUGCUUAAUCUCAGUGUUUAGAUGUGCAUUUUUGCUUAUUUCCUUUUCAGUGGCAUGCGGAGUCUUCUGUCUUUCAUGCCCUUUUCCUAAUGAGAGCCAUUUCUCUCUAGCAGGUGACAGGCUGUAGCACUUCUCUAAUGUAAGCCAGUGAGAGCUGGAGGACAUUAUAAAGGUUUUUGUCCUGUGACCCCUUUGUCCUGUUGGUGUGGAACUCUUCUCUUUGGUUGUUUAAAUCAUGUCAUGUUAUGUUUUUAAAUAAUGACUUUUCUCUUGUUUUAUGUUUGUGUGUGGAUGGACAUCACCAUUGAUAUUCAGGAUGUUGGCUUAUUCCAUUGAAUCUAUAAUUCAUGAGAAUGUAUGCAAACAAUAUAACAUACUGUUAUUGCACAUCCCAGUGGCUCUAUAAAUAUUUGCUGAUACUGAGUUCUUUUUUAAAUAACUUGUAAUAUUGAAAUAUUUGUUUGAACUGACAGAGUAAUAUUGUAAAAUAAUGCUUUUAAUUAAAUGUCAAUAAAUCUUCAUGAAUGUA
Messenger RNA from Colossoma macropomum (tambaqui), 2586 nucleotides. It is a transcript of the gene rab18a, whose product is annotated as RAB18A, member RAS oncogene family. The transcript has 7 exons. The record is from RefSeq and is a predicted model, not a curated record. Lineage: Eukaryota; Metazoa; Chordata; Actinopteri; Characiformes; Serrasalmidae. The coding region runs from base 112 to 714 and encodes 200 amino acids. Gene Ontology annotation, molecular function: GTPase activity; GTP binding.